UACAGCAACCCUGUUGGACUGCCACGUAUUACACCCAAAAAAAUACGUGCGACACUCGAAACAAAUCUAUCUAUAUACCACUUAAUUCCCAAAACCCAACCUUCUCCUCCUUUUUCUUUGGUUCUUUUCCUUGUGAAAAUGGGCGGCCACCUCCUAUCCCUCUACUCCUCCUCACAGGCAUCAAGGAUCAAACGCCUAACCGCAACUCUCCCAAUCUCUAUCUGCAGGGUACGUACGAACAGAUACAGUGAAGGGAAGCAAGAGAGCAUUAAUACAGUACACGGCGGGGUUGAUCAGGAGAGAGCACCUUCGACGGCGCAGGAGUUCAAGAGAGUGGCGGAAGAGAAAGCCCGUCAGGGAUUCGCCAGCCAGACCGUGGAGAAAGCGCAGGACGGGGCGGAAGAGGCUGUCGUUGGGGACUCCACGUUUGAAUCUGUGAAGGAAGCGUACAAGGAGGCUCCAGCUGGUGAUUUCCGGAAGACAGGAGACGAACGAUGAGGGAUAUCAUAAGCAGCACUAGUAAAUACCACUUGCUUUACGUACUCUUUAAUGUAAGAGAGGAUGGAUGUGGCUCAUGACUGACUUUUCUGCGUAAAUGAAAUAAAAACGGACUUGACUUU
Molecule: messenger RNA, 620 nt
Organism: Sesamum indicum (sesame)
Lineage: Eukaryota; Viridiplantae; Streptophyta; Magnoliopsida; Lamiales; Pedaliaceae
Source: RefSeq, a predicted model, not a curated record